Molecule: messenger RNA, 1437 nt
Organism: Meriones unguiculatus (Mongolian gerbil)
Lineage: Eukaryota; Metazoa; Chordata; Mammalia; Rodentia; Muridae
Gene: Dusp23
Product: dual specificity phosphatase 23
Exons: 2
Coding region: 111-563 (150 amino acids)
Biological process (GO): cilium assembly; protein dephosphorylation
Molecular function (GO): protein tyrosine/serine/threonine phosphatase activity
Source: RefSeq, a predicted model, not a curated record
CCACGUGGCCGCCUAAGGGCAAGUGCUGAGCAGCGACAGAAGCCAGCCCCGGAGGCCGACGAGGGCGGAGUAGGAAAGGCCAGCGUCAACCCGGGUGCCCACCCCCAGCGAUGGGCGUGCAGCCCCCCAACUUCUCCUGGGUGCUCCCGGGACGGCUGGCAGGGCUGGCGCUGCCGCGGCAACCCGCGCACUACCAGUUCCUGCUGGACCUGGGCGUGCGGCACCUGGUGUCCCUGACCGAGCGCGGGCCCCCUCACAGCGACAGCUGUCCCGGCCUCACGCUGCACCGGCUGCGCAUCCCUGACUUUUGCCCGCCGGCCCCAGAACAGAUAGACCGAUUUGUGAAGAUCGUGGACGAGGCCAAUGCCCGGGGAGAGGCCGUCGGAGUGCACUGUGCCCUGGGCUUUGGCCGCACUGGCACCAUGUUGGCCUGCUACCUGGUGAAGGAACGGGGCUUGGCUGCGGGAGAUGCCAUUGCUGAGAUUCGGCGCCUGCGACCGGGAUCCAUUGAGACAUAUGAACAAGAGAAAGCCGUCUUCCAGUUCUACCAGCGAACAAAAUAAGAGACGGAAGCAUGUGCGCAUGCGCACACACACCUGCUGCCUAUGGAAAAUGUGGCCAGGAAGGAGCGGAACUGGCCUUGAAGUAGGUUGAAGUAUUACAACCUUCAGCUCUCUUUGGCUCCUAUUGGACAGAAGUUGUCUUUCCCUAAAGCCAUCACCUGAUUGACAGGAUGGCUGAGAGCCUAUGAAAAUGAGUUAAUAACCAAAAAGGACUCAUUUUUUACUGCAUAGCAUUUACACAACACUCCCAAUACAUCAACUUCAUGGAACCUUGUAUUGUGGAAAGGACAAAAACCAUCUCUAUUCUUUGAAUGAGGUGGCUACAUCUCAGAAAGGUCUGAGGUCACACAGUUCUGGAAAACAGAAGGAUGGGCCCAGACUGCAACACACGCCUUUAUCUCCUGGAAGGUACACUGUUCCCUGACUAUCUGUGAUAUGAUUUCUGGAGAAAUGGUCAGUGAAAGAGGCCCAUGUCUCUGGCUACCGAGGCUCUAAGUAGCCUCAGGGCUCUGCACUCUCAUAUCAGGAGUACCCUGGUCAAUAUCACCCCUAUGUAGGUUCAUUUGCUCCACCUGAGUCACUUCUGUUCCUCUAAGGAUACAGAAGACCUGGGUGUCAUGCUCACAGAUGAUCUCUGUCUGUCUCUCUCCCUUUCUCUGUCUGUCUCUCUGUCUCUGCCUCUCUCCCUCUCCAUCUCUGCCUCUCUUGCUCGCUCUCUCUCCAGGGCUGCACACCAGCCUCAGAUGCACUCAGCUCAUCUAUUGCCUCCAGCACCCAUGUUGUCCCCAGCCUCAGACCGAGGGAUGCUGUACUGAGUCUUGGUGGUCAUACAGAGUAGCUGUUAAGUAAGGAAAUAAAUAACGUUGAGGCUGUG